Solanum tuberosum (potato) is the source of this 891-nucleotide messenger RNA. RefSeq lists its product as uncharacterized. The transcript is spliced from 2 exons. Bases 38 to 508 code for a protein of 156 amino acids. NCBI's taxonomy places the organism in Eukaryota, Viridiplantae, Streptophyta, Magnoliopsida, Solanales, Solanaceae. The record is from RefSeq and is a predicted model, not a curated record.
GAAUGAAUUCAAACAUUUGCCUAAACCAAAUGUUCAAAUGGGAUAUGUUGCUGUUGGUUUCGGGUUCGGAUUUGCUCCAAAAAGCAAUGAUUACAAAGUAGUGAGGGUAGUUCAACAUGAGAGGAAAUUCGAUUCGCAUGCUGAGGUUUACUCGUUGAAUCGAGGUUCAUGGAGGAGAGUUAAAGAUGAUUCGUGUUCGAGUAGUAGUGCCUGGAUGAAUAGAAUUCUCCAAGGUGUUGUAACUGUUGAUCUGGAGAAUGAAGUGACUACUGAGGAGGAACGUAUGAGCUUCGAUCAUAAAAAUCACCAGGCAGAUCAUAGAAGGAAGCAUUGUAGAACAAACACUUGGAGAGAUAACAGAGAUGCUAUAUUGUUGACUCUUCCUGUAGACGAACUGGUUUUAUCCGAGAGACCACGUAGCAAGAAAUAUAGCUACAGAUCAUCAAUAAAAUUCGAUUUUUCUGGGAGCCUUGUUUCACUCAGCAGAAAUCAUGACGAUCUUGGCUAAUAGGUUGGAAUCCUUUUGAAUCUUCUUGGUACUUUGGAUUUAAGUUAUAUGCACUGACUACGUGAAAAUCUUUUACACUGUCAAUUCAUAGUUACUUAUAUACUCUUUGCGUUUUGCUUUUGUUUCCAAAUCUGUCUGGUGCAUGGUGAAAUCGCGGCAUAUUAGGCCUUUGAAGAGCAAAAUUUUGAUACUGAGUAAGUAGCUUUUAGUCGCGUUUGUUCUGUUUUGCAGAUGUAGCUAAUGAUCAAGAACAAUAAUGAGUGGCGCGGCGCCAAUAAGUAUCAUCGGGUUUCCUUUUGUAGUCUCAACUAUUAAGUGUCAAUUGAGGCUUUUUAGAUAAUAACAGAGAAGCUUUAAGCACUUCUUGAUGAUCUUUUGAUGAU